Messenger RNA from Alternaria metachromatica, 1947 nucleotides. RefSeq lists its product as uncharacterized. Bases 1 to 1947 code for a protein of 648 amino acids. NCBI's taxonomy places the organism in Eukaryota, Fungi, Ascomycota, Dothideomycetes, Pleosporales, Pleosporaceae. The transcript has a single exon. The record is from RefSeq and is a predicted model, not a curated record.
AUGCAAUUCAGUCUCACGUCGUUGUUUCCUGGACUGGCCUCCAGCUUCAGCUCCAAGCGCCCUCAGGACAGCCCUCGGACCAAACUUCGCAAGACACCGCCUGCACCGAACAUCGUGAAUGAUCUCAAAUCUCGCGAUCGUGCCAGCAAGCAGGAUACCAACAUACCCACAGUGCUAUCCAUUGCCUACGAGAAUUUCCGAGCUCGAUUCGCCCGCCAGCUGAAGAACGAAGUCCUAGAACGGGCAGAUACGUCGCACGAAGUCGUUGCUUCACAAACAGCCGCACGUUUGCUACCAAGCCUCAACGUUAUCUCUGGUAUUCUUACCAUUAUCGAAACACUGCCCGAGCUACCUCAGCGCUUGCUUGCGCCUGAAACUACGACGGAUCAUGGAGAAGGUUGGCUCAAAGUAGUUGAGCGUGACUGCGGCAAUGACCACUCCGCAUUCGUCGCCCUCAUCCAGCGCGAAAGUGCUGUCUCGCCCAGCGGUAUAAACUCUGACGACGGUUUCGAAGAUUAUAAGUCAUCUACGCCGAAGUCGGACGGCUCGAUAACGUCUUCUUUAACAAGCGCGUGCCCUGAUAGCGAAGCGCUUGACCGCGCGGACUGGGAGCCACUCCGUGCGCUUGACCAUUCGAACUUCCAGAAGACCCUUUGGCAGCAUCUAAACAACUCCGUAGAGUACUGCGCAGAUGACUACAUCUUCUGCGGCGAACAUGAGGGUGGCUACAACUUCGUUCGGAUAUACCGGGUUACCAACAGCCCUAACGACGGUGAAUACGUGGUUAAGAUUCCUUGCGUUGGCACCGCCGCUCGCUGGCAGAAGCAGGAUGCAUACAUGAUGCGUUCGGAGUUUGGCACUAUCAAGUUCAUUGGCGAGCGUACCAAGUGUCCCGUCCCUGAGGUCGUAGCCUAUGACGACAAGCUGGAUAACACGCUAGGUGCGCCUUAUAUCUUGAUGAAGGCCUGCACAGGCAGAUCCGCCUCUGAAGUCUGGCACGACGCUCAUCCGAUCCUCAACAAUUGGGAUGAGGACACAGUCGACUUUCCUUCCGCUGAACUGGCGUCGAAACGUUCGCGCAUGCUUCGUUCGCUGGCUCAGGCCAUGGCUGAGCUGCGCCAUCUUGAGUUUGAUGAAAUCGGCGCGCUGUGCUUUGACAAUGUUGACGCAAACGAAAAGCCUACCGUUGGUUCGCUCUGGGAAUGCAAUAUCGACCCAGAACUGAUAGCAGAAGACAUGGCCACUGAAAAGGCUCUUACUGAGAAGCCAGUGUACGACUCAAGUCUGGAGCUCUACACUAACGGUCUGCUUGAGGCCUGGCCGUGCGAGGGACGUAAAGGAAGGCCCGGCGUCAUCCAUGGAAUCCUGGAUGCAAUGUUCCGAAGCGACGCUUUCGCGAAAUCGGUCAAACCCGGAGAGAGCGAGGAGACCUUCGUCCUUCGUCACGACGACCUCAACCUCCAAAACGUCUUCUGCGAUCCCGACACCGGCGAAGUGACCGGUAUCAUCGACUGGGAGCGCGCUUCCACCGCCCCACGCUGCCUGGGCUAUUCUUCCCUUCCAAAAUUCUUGACAUUAGACUGGAUGCCAGGGUACGAAGUUCUCGAUGCGCCACACUCACCUUUGUCGCUACAAAUGUACCGUGAGAUCUACGCCGAUGCAAUGAUCAAGGCUACUGGAGUAGAUGGUGACGGCAAGUAUACGUCCAAGUCUGCGAUGUAUCAGGCUGCCCACGCAGCGUUGUUUGGUAGUAGUGAAGGUGGCGACCUUCGUGACUUUGUCCGAAAGCUGUUGCAUGAGGUUCCUGGACUGCACCACACGGACCUUGACUUGUACCUGACUUGGCUCGGCGAGCACUGGGACGCAGUCGGUAGCUCUGUCAAGGAUGCUGUACGGAAAGUUGCGAAACCGGUAAUUCGGACGAUCGACUGCGGCGACGAAGUAUAG